ACAGGCAGGAGCGACGCGACGCGUCGCCAAGGCAGCAAUCAUACAUCGCCUGCACUUCAAACGAAUCUCCAGUGGCGCAUCGCACUCAGCUUACGCUUGUCUCCCGUCUCUCGUGCUCGAUCUCUCAAAAAUGCACACUAUGGACCACUACAAGUUUUCCACCACCAAACUCCUCGACAACGGCAAGUUUUCCGACUUUACAAUUGUCUGUGGCGCUACAGGCAGAGAAUACAAGACCCACAGGUCCAUUUUGUCCUCACAGUCCAAAUGGUUCGACCGUUGCUGCUCAAGAGAGGACUUCAUUGAAGGACAGGAACGUCGAGCUGUCCUUCGUGAGGACGAUCCACUGGCGCUCGAAAAAAUGGUCGAGUAUUUCUAUAGAUUCGAUUACAGCGACGAUGUGUCGGGAGUCGACCAGGAUCAUCAGAGUCCGCCAAGCGUUGUCUCCAGCGGGACCAUUGUGGACGUGAUUGCUGCCAGCAUCACCGAGCUUCCAAUUCAGCUGCACGCUCAGGUUUACGCGAUAGCAGACAAGUACGAAGCCCCGGACGUGAAGAAAGCCGCUCAGGACAAGUUCCGCGCAGAGCUUGCGAAGAAUAUGGAUUCGACCAAGGUCAUGGGAGCUGCUAUUGCUGCUGUGUACCUGGAGACAGAGCUACCAGAGUCGGAUCGAGGACUCAAAGACCUACUCGCAACGGCCUGGGUUGUGCCAGGAAACCGGCGCAUCACAGAGCUGCACGUCGACUGCCUCAAGUACGUCCUCACAGCAGCUCCAGAUUUCCUUUUUGACGUGCAGAAGUUGCUGUUGCGAAGCUUUCCCAGCUGCACCAGACACCCCAAGUUCCGUUGUCCAAGUUGCAAGAAGCUGUCCGUCGUCUACUACAGCAGUGUCGAGGAGCUUUGGAGAAGUACACCCAUUUCCUGCAAUGCCUGCCAUACAGGCGUCCAGCCACGCUGGAUCGAAUUCAGUCAGUAUCUCAAGGUCGAGAGAUGGUGGGUGACUGAGCAGGGCGCAUAGGCCGGCCAUCCACAAUUCUUUAGCAGGCAGUCAAUCGCGACCUUUGCUCAGGCUCGGUGGAACUGAUCAGGGUGAGCCAGAGAGGGGCACAGGUGUAGCGCGGGCAGGAUAAUGG
Molecule: messenger RNA, 1133 nt
Organism: Cercospora beticola
Lineage: Eukaryota; Fungi; Ascomycota; Dothideomycetes; Mycosphaerellales; Mycosphaerellaceae
Product: BTB/POZ domain-containing protein
Molecular function (GO): protein binding
Source: RefSeq, a predicted model, not a curated record